AUGCAGAACGAAGAAAAGAUGUUAAAUACAGCAUUGGAAGCAAUGAUAAUGCGAGUGAAUGACUUAAAAAAUUCAAUAGCAGCAAUGUUGUUUAAAUUAGAACACGAGUAUGAAACGUUGAAUUGGCCAACUUUUCUUGAUAAUUUUGCAUUAAUUGCCGGUCAUCUAACAAGUUUGUCAAAGCUGUUGUCGCAUGAUAAAGCUCCAAACUUAAGAAACUUGACAGUACUCCCGUUAUUACUGAGCCCAGAAAAAGAUGACGAUUUGAUGAGAAUGACUGAAGGAAGAAUCACAACAUUUGCUCAUGAUUUGGUACCGAAUUAUUUAAGAACAAAACCAGAGCCCCAAGCUGAACAAAAAAUGAUUCAAUUGGAGCACAAAGCUGCCAAUUUAGCUUUUGACGCUUCUCAAAAACAAAUAGCGCAAUACACAAAAUGUAUCACUCAAGUUUAUGAUAUUGCUGAAAAAGCUCGAGAGGAAUGGGAAAGUGAAGCUACUUCACGGACAAAUCAAACCCAAACCAGUAAUAAUAAUGAUACUCAAGCAUUAGUUGCUGCUGUUGGAUUGGGAAAAGGACUUAAGUUGGACAAAUGGGAAAAGCUCCAAGUACAAUAAAAACAAACAUAAAAGCCGCCUCACAGCAACAAAUUCAUCCUUACGCUCGAUAA
Cotesia congregata is the source of this 668-nucleotide messenger RNA. Lineage: Eukaryota; Metazoa; Arthropoda; Insecta; Hymenoptera; Braconidae. The record is from the annotation of a GenBank genome assembly.